UUGUGGGGGUGGAUGAACAGAGACAAAUUGAUACCAUAUUCAACUUGGAUGAAAUAAAUACAAAUAAAAAGAUUGAGCCAGUACUGGAUAAGACAGAAGUUUGUUAUUUUAAACGAAUAUGGUCAAAACUUACAAUCUCAUACUCAAUCAUGGGGACUUGCAGAGCUAGAGGUCGAUGUCAUCAAUGGCUUCCCUCCACAAAAAGAAGAUGAUAAACACAUCUUUGAAGUAGAAAUGGUCAGAAGUGUUCACACAUGAUGCCCCACUAAAAUCCGAAGGCGAACAGGGACUGGAAUUAAAAUAAUACGAAGUCUGUGAAUGAUACGCCUCAUUUUGGGUAGCUCUAGAGCUGUUUCCAUCGAGUGAUGUGAAAGGUUAUGCCAGUGCAUUCAUUCAUAUCUAGUCCUAUCCAUCGCUAUUUUAAGCCCACCAAGUUCUUGCCCCUUGCCCGGUAAAACAGAGCAGAACAGAGCAGAGGAGAAACUGGUGUGAAAAUGGACCAAGAAUCGAAGCCGUCAGUGCAGUCAGUAGAUGGAGAAAUGGUGGCAAAGAAAUCUUCCUCCUCCUCCAAUGGAGUCAUGUGGUUCAUUGAAUUGGUGAUCAGAGUUCUUGCACUUGGGGGGACCUUGGCAGCCGCCAUUGUUGUGGGCCGAGAUAAACAGACAGUUAAUGUAUUCGGCGUUGCCCUAAAGGCUAAAUAUACCUAUUCAGCAGCCUUCGUGUUCUUCGUGGUGGCCAACGCGAUAGCAUGUGUGUAUGUCUUCCUCUCACUGCCAUUUGCGCUGCUCAAACCCAAAUCUCACGUUGCCAUCAAAUUUGUGGUGUUCUUUCUGGAUUUGGUAAUGGUGGCACUGGUGAUGGCAGGAGCAUCUGCAGCAACAGCAAUUGCAUAUGUGGGUCACAAAGGCAAUUCCCAUACAAAAUGGUCAGCCAUUUGUAAUCCUUUUGACAGAUUUUGUGAUCACAUAGGAGGGGCUUUGGUUGCUUCCUUCAUUUCGUUCAUCCUCUUUAUGCUUCUUACCAUAAUAUCUGCAGUUUCUCUUUACAAACACAGCCAUUGAGAUUUUACUACUCUUCAUUUGCAUCCAAGUUAAAAAAAAGGCUUUUAAUUAAGGAAUUGGAUUCUUCAUCCGGUUGUACAUCUGUACUUAGGCUUUCAAUUUGUACUAUGAUAGAUGCUUUGCAUUUCUUUUCGCCCUGUUAUUGUAUGUCCACUGUUGUAUCCCCCUGCACAGAUUCAGAUAUUUGUAAGAUGGUAUGAUGGAUGGGAAAUGGAUUGAAUAAUAUUGAAAGUGCAGUACUUUGAUA
Cryptomeria japonica (Japanese cedar) is the source of this 1308-nucleotide messenger RNA. RefSeq names its product CASP-like protein 1U1. The record is from RefSeq and is a predicted model, not a curated record. Lineage: Eukaryota; Viridiplantae; Streptophyta; Pinopsida; Cupressales; Cupressaceae. The transcript has 3 exons. Bases 495 to 1061 code for a protein of 188 amino acids.